Messenger RNA from Penicillium soppii, 858 nucleotides. Its product is annotated as sulfotransferase family protein. The transcript has 4 exons. Bases 1 to 858 code for a protein of 285 amino acids. The record is from RefSeq and is a predicted model, not a curated record. NCBI's taxonomy places the organism in Eukaryota, Fungi, Ascomycota, Eurotiomycetes, Eurotiales, Aspergillaceae.
AUGGGGUUCUUCAUCAAUGCCUUUCUCCGAAACAAGAACGCGACCGAUAUUGACCGUCGAUACUGCACUAGAGAGGUGCCCAUGAAAGUUAUCAUGCUUGGAUUCCCACGUACAGGCACCGUCUCCUUGACAUGUGCGUUGAAAGUGCUCGGGUUUAACAAUGCUUACCAUGGGCGAGAUGCAUUGACUUUCAAUCCUCGAGACUGCGAGCUAUGGUGGAAAGCAUUGCAGGCAAAAUACGAAGGGAAAGGGAAAGAGUUUGGCCGAAAGGAAUUUGAUCAACUACUAGGCCAUUGCCAGGCUGUCUCUGAUAUCCCAGCAAUUUGCUUUGCAGAAGAGCUUAUCGCAGCGUACCCGAAUGCUAAAGUCAUUUUAACCGUAAGAGACGUGGACGAAUGGCAAGAGUCUGUGAGAAAGUCAGUCAUGAAACAGGUCAGAGAUCCUUUGUUGUACCCGAUGAUUCUCCUAGAUCACCUUCUUUUCAUGCCAUGGCGGUGGGUUCGACCAGUGUUCCUCAAGUCCCGAUAUGUGCUCUGGGGCGAUGACUUCGAAAAGAACGGAAAGAAGGCAUUUGAGGACCACUACAAGAAAAUCCAGGCCAUGGUUCCACCAGAAAAGCUGCUUCUUUAUCACGCCAAAGAAGGAUGGGAACCUCUUUGCAAGUUUCUCGAAGUUCCAGUCCCUGAGAUGGCAAUGAUAAAUGUGAACAACUCGAACAUGUUCAAUCAAGGGUUUAUGGCAAAGAAACUUUAUCAUCUGACCCAGUACAUAUGGAGGAUCAUUGAAAUUUCUGCGUUUGCGUCGCUGUUCAUGAUGCUUUGGGUCGUCUACCAAGGUCAACCAUUGCCUUGGCAUUGA